Molecule: messenger RNA, 885 nt
Organism: Cantharellus anzutake
Lineage: Eukaryota; Fungi; Basidiomycota; Agaricomycetes; Cantharellales; Hydnaceae
Exons: 3
Coding region: 1-885 (294 amino acids)
Source: RefSeq, a predicted model, not a curated record
AUGGUACCUUGGGUAUCUCCGCCCCAAACGCGAAGGGAAAGCGGGACCCAUGCUGGCCUGGCACAAUGGGAAGCAAACGAUAUCGCAGGUAAAACAAUCGGAGCGUUGUACGGCCGGAGACUCUCCCUGGAAAAAAUACUUCAGUUUUUCUUGACUGCAUUUCGCUUCCCACUGUGCGCUGUGCGAGUCCACGUUGGCUGCCGUGAACGAGCGGCACAAUCAUACAACGCUCUCAACACACUGGCUCGCUCCCAGCGCGGCAACGAGCGAGAUCGAGAGAUUACGGAAAGUCAUCCAUCUUAUGAUCCACCUCCUACCAACGCACACAUUGAAUUCCAUUUCAGAACGAGGAAGGAAAGAAAAAACUACAUGUACACGCUCCGUCAACAAGCAGAAUCCGCCAUGACACCAGGACAGAAUCGAAAUAUUGGGUGGGAGCAAGUCGUUGCGCGAAAUUCCUCAAGACGCAAAUAUACAAUGACAAGGACGACGAAUACGACUCAUGCGUUUAGCAUUUGCAUUGACCCGGGGCGCAGUGGCAGCUGCAGAUCACAAAGACAGAAGGUGCUCAUGAGUCUCGAGAGGCUUUAUAGGUCAAACACAUGGAUAACGUACUGUUCCCCGCAGUGGCACUGGGGCUCGCCGCAGUGGGUGUUAACUGGGACUUCGGUGAUCUGGUUAUGCCGGACGCUGCAUGAGUACCAAGCAAGAGGCAGGGAAACAUUGGCGACAUCACCGUGGAAUACGUACAGUCUGCAUUAUGAAGUUCGAAUGUGGAUGUGUGCGACAGAGCUAGAGCUUUUCCGCUGGAGAAAGGGGAAGUGGGCCAGCUGGGAGAGGUAUUUAUGCACCUCUGCGUCCAUUUCUGGCUGCUUAGGCAUAUGA